This is a messenger RNA of Lemur catta (Ring-tailed lemur), 807 nucleotides long. It is a transcript of the gene BSPH1, whose product is annotated as binder of sperm protein homolog 1. NCBI's taxonomy places the organism in Eukaryota, Metazoa, Chordata, Mammalia, Primates, Lemuridae. Gene Ontology annotation, cellular component: cell surface. Gene Ontology annotation, molecular function: heparin binding. The record is from RefSeq and is a predicted model, not a curated record. The transcript has 5 exons. Bases 304 to 690 code for a protein of 128 amino acids.
CAAGAGGUAGAUAAAUCAGCGACUGCUGCUGUGAUCACUGAUGACUGUCCUCAUGCCAACAACUUGAAAGUCCCCACGUCGACUCUCCCUUGUCUGUAGUUAACAUCAGUUGUUUUAAGUGUUGCUUUUUCUGUAUUUCUUCCUAUGCAAGGCUUAGCUUUGGAGCAGAGGGAGAGAGAGGCUGGAAGGAUGGAGGAGGAGAAGAGGGAGAGAUGGGGAGGAGGGAGGAGACAUUGGCCGGUUCCCAGGGCUAUAAAAUCUUGGAGCUGAGCUUGUCGACCACCAGUCCUGGAAGGGAGGAGUAUGGGCCGUCUGCUGACUUGGUUCUGCCUGCUUUGCGGUGUACUUGGUCUUCCAUACGAAGAUGAUUUUCCACCAACUAUAGACACUAUAACUCAUUUUGCAGAGGUCAAAGAUGGCGAGUGUGUCUUUCCAUUCCAGUAUAAAAACCAAACAUUCUACGACUGCAUCAGGCUCAAGGCAAGACACAAGUGGUGCUCAUUAAACGAGACUUACGGAGGAUACUGGAAGUAUUGCACCGCGGAAGACUUUGCAAAAUGUGCGUUUCCCUUUUGGUACAGACGCAUGGUCUACUGGGCAUGUACAGAAGAUGGGAAUGCAUUUGGGCAAAAAUGGUGUUCACUGACCAAGAAUUUUAACCGGGACAGAAUUUGGAAAUAUUGUGAUUGAUGGUGAGAUUGGCUGGGGGACAGGGUGAAGAAGUGUAGUCAUCCUCAAUGGAAAGAACCUAUAGCUUUUGUUGGCAGAGGAGGAGGUAAGAUCCUCAUUAAAAGGGUUUUAUUCUGA